CCUUCCGCUCCUCGACACCUCGUGGCUAGAUCCAUGUCUUCUACGUUCGCCGACCGUCCUCUCAAGAUCCUAGUGCUAUUCGACGUUGACGGGACACUUUCGCUUGCUCGCCAAGCUGCUUCGCCAGAGACGAUGCAGCUCCUCCGUGAGCUCCGGAAGAAGGCCGUCAUCGGCGUUGUGGGUGGCUCAGACUUCGUCAAGGUAUCUGAACAGCUCUCUGUCGGAGGUGCCAACGUGACUGAGGAGUUCGACUACACGUUUGCCGAGAACGGCUUAACCGCUUUCAAGCUUGGCAAACAGCUUGAGCAGGAGUCAUUCAUCAGUUGGAUCGGCGAGGAGAAGUACAAGAAGCUUGCGAACUUCAUCCUGCAUUACAUCGCAGACCUUGACAUUCCUAUCAAGCGGGGUACUUUCAUCGAGUUCCGCAACGGUAUGAUCAAUGUUAGCCCGCUGGGCCGCAACGCGACUAUUCAAGAGCGCAAUGAAUUCGAAGAGUACGACAAGAAAACUGGCAUCCGUGCUGAGUUCGUGCGCGUACUGAGGGAGAAGUUCCCCGACUACGGCCUUACAUUCAGCAUUGGCGGGAAGAUUUCGUUUGAUGUCUUCCCGAACGGCUGGGAUAAGACUUACUGUCUGCGUCAUGUUGCAGAUGAGGGCUUCUCAGAGAUUCACUUCUUCGGUGACAAGACAUACCCGGGUGGCAACGACUAUGAGAUCUUCUCGGACUCUCGUACAAUCGGCCACUCAGUAAAAGACCCACAGGACACCAUGCGGCUUCUCAAAGAGCUCUUCUUCACCUCCUAAAUUAAUUAGAGUCUCUAUGACAGAAUAAGGAAUAUAGGAUCAAGCAUUAAUGUUAUGUCCGCAAUACAUAUUUCCAAGCUUACAUAUAGAACCAGAAAAAUCUACACACGUCCGCGCCAUCUACGCCAAAGCACAGCGCUGACACCGCCCCCAAAUGCGAGCGCGGCGACGCACACAGAGAAAGCGGUCUGCCAGCAUUGUGGACCGUGGCAUACCUGCUCUUCUUCUGGUGCUGUCCUACCCGGCAUGGGUUCUGCUAACGCAGACGACUGUCGAUCAGCUAGGAAGGCGUACAGGUACGAGAAUGCUGUUGUCCCGACAAACGGUGCAUAUGAGAUGAUACCGAAGUUGCGGCCAAGGUUCGCAUGACCAUAAAUUGCGCUGAGAAUACCAGGGAGAAUUGUAAAAGUUAUUCCGUAGGAGAUUCCGACGCCAACGCUGAGCACACUCAUGCCCGCUCCCUGAGAGCGUACAACCGGCGUAUUGCUCGCAAGAAACGAGACGAAGGAAAGCAGCAGGAGCGCGCAAGCGCACAGCAAGAAUGCCAUCCUAGACACAAAAUGCCUGCGGGGGAACGCAUAGUAUACCCCGCUCUUGAAACUACCGCCGGUGAACGGUGCGUCGUCUGCAUCGUCGACGCCUCCCAGUUUGUACCGCGAGCUGCUGGGCGACGGGCCUUCACUACCUGCAGUAGAGUCGGUUGUCGGCCGCGGGUACGAGACAGGCACAGGAGCGAUGAAGUCUGCGAGCGGACCGAUGACUAGCCGCGAGACCAUGUUUGUGAACGAGAGAAGCUGCACUUGAGUUGUUAUUGACGACCCAGCCACUUUCUGGAUCAGGGAUGUGAAGGAGGAUACGCUUGGUGCGCCAAGGGACAAGAAGAUCGACGAAAGAUUGGCGAUAACCAUCUCAGAACAGCCGACUACAAUUGCUAUGAUCGUCAUCAAAGCCCAAAAGUGCGGGUCGCGCAAGAGAUCCAGCGUAGUGCCAUGUUGCGGAGGAGAUACCUCGUAGUGCUCCACAGGGAAUAUGUCCAAUUGGACCGAAGCAGCUUUCUUAGGCGAUGCGGCCUCUGGUAGCGAGGGAGAAGGGAGCUCUGGGAGUAAAGGAGACGUCUCAGACGACGAAGCGGAAGCUUCUAGCCGAGAGGUUGUUUCAAGUGACAUUCUGCGAUGGUAUGGAACAGCAUCCUCUUGGGUUUCCCCUGAAGCCAGGGAUGCUGUAGACGAUAAUCCUGGCAGAACGAGGGCACCAAAGAGAUGGACUAUGCCCGUCACGAC
Phanerochaete carnosa HHB-10118-sp is the source of this 2084-nucleotide messenger RNA. RefSeq lists its product as uncharacterized. Gene Ontology annotation, biological process: GDP-mannose biosynthetic process; mannose metabolic process; protein N-linked glycosylation. The record is from RefSeq and is a predicted model, not a curated record. The coding region runs from base 34 to 804 and encodes 256 amino acids. The transcript is spliced from 9 exons. NCBI's taxonomy places the organism in Eukaryota, Fungi, Basidiomycota, Agaricomycetes, Polyporales, Phanerochaetaceae. Gene Ontology annotation, cellular component: cytosol. Gene Ontology annotation, molecular function: phosphomannomutase activity.